Messenger RNA from Rhipicephalus microplus (southern cattle tick), 980 nucleotides. RefSeq names its product nose resistant to fluoxetine protein 6-like. Lineage: Eukaryota; Metazoa; Arthropoda; Arachnida; Ixodida; Ixodidae. Gene Ontology annotation, molecular function: acyltransferase activity, transferring groups other than amino-acyl groups. The record is from RefSeq and is a predicted model, not a curated record.
UUGCCAUGGUGUUUUGCUUAUUGGUACCGCGAAUCGCAUCCGGCCCUAAUUUGAAGCCACUGAUGGAAAAAUUUUACUAUGAAUUUCGUAACCAGUGGUGCCACAUUCUUCUCCAAGUACGCAACCUCUACAGCGAAACAGAAAUUGGAAUUUUUGGCCAUCUGUGGUUUGUUUCAGCAGACUUCCAAUUGUUUUUAUGGGCUUUGCCAACUAUCCUAACACUUAGAAGUUAUGGUGCACCGAGGAAAUUAAGUAAUGUUCUCUUCUUCAGCAUUCUUCUGGACACGCUAAACUACGUGUACAUCCUGCCUUUUUAUCAUGGCAUGUGCUACUUUGCCGGAUGUGUAACGUACUUUUUGUUGAAGAAAUAUGGGCAAGUCAAGAUAUCCCAGAUGAAGCAGAUUGGAAUGUGGUGUCUAACGCUCGCCUGCGCACUCGCAACUGUGUUCCUGAAAUAUGACUGGAACCGAGGCCAUGGUCCACGUGGAGAAUUGAUAAAAAUUCCUCUAGUGUUCAUCGACAGGCUGAUGUGGUCAUUUUGCAUCAGCUGGACAGUAUUCGCUUGCUCAACAAGAAGAGGAGGUGUCCUUUGGAAUUUUCUCUCGUGGAAAGCAUUUGUUCCCCUGAGCCGCUUGUGCUUUGGAAUAUAUAUCGUUCACGUACCAUUGUUUUUUAUCAAGUCAAACAUAGCUCGAGAGCGGAUUUUCUAUUCUCACUUUACAUUGGUUCUCCAAACGUUUGCCGUGUUUGUGGCAUCGUCCUUGCUAAGCCUUACCAUCUAUCUUGCCUGCGAAGCACCAGUGGGUCGUCUCGAGAAGAUGUUUUUGAUGCCGAAUAGAAAAGAAGAGAAAGCUCGCCGUAAUUGCAGAGGAGAACAAAUCAACAUUAUGCGAAACCUUCCGUGUACGAUAAAGGACACGGAGCUCGUGAACACGAAGGAGCAAAAAGCAAACAGUAAAGAAUAUUCGAGUCGUUUGUGA